AGUGGGCGUUCCCACCGCUCUGUGCGAUGCAGGGCCUCGCGUUGCCAUCGGCCUUUACUAGCCCCACUCGCUUGUCCACGGGCACCACCGCACCAGGCUUACUAGCUCUCGACGCAUCGCCGCCGGCGAGCCGGUCCCCUCUCUCCUCGCCGGAUCGUUCGCCCGCUGCUCCUCUCUCUCUUCCUUGUGGGGGAGGAGAUCCAUUCGAGCGAGGACUGGUUCCAUCUUGUGCUGGUUGUUCUUCUCCAGCGCACGAGAUCGACACUGAUUGGCACUGACUGAGAGCACUCCGUGGUGCCUGAUUGAGUUGCGAGUGCGGUUUAUCUUCCAAGAAUUUUGGGGGUUCUGCUGAACCCCCAUGACCCAGGUGAAAUCCGCUCCUGGGAGGAGGGACAUGGGCCGCGGUCGGUCGCCGGAGCCGCUCGAUUUCUUCAUCUGGACUGUCGAGGAUGUUGGAUUAUGGCUGGAAGAAAUAAAUCUUGGUGGCUACAGACAAGUGUUUGAAGAAAAUGUUGUCAAUGGAGAAUAUCUAGAAAGCAUGUCCAUGUUUACUACCGAGCAGAUUCUGCGAUUUAUCAGGCGGUGCCAUAUGAAAUGGGGAGACUUUAUCACACUGUGCAAAGAGUUGAGGCGCAUUAAAGUGGCCUGCCUAAAAGGGGAGCAAGAAGUCCGCAGGCCGUGGUGGGCGCCGUCAUGCCUCUCCGUGGUGUUUGUGAGGGCGGCCAAGCAGAACAGGAAGUCCCGAGUCGUCUCUUUGAAGCUGGAACCCUAAGCCUGGUCAUGCACUUUGAAACUGGUCUAUUAUCCUUUACUAGAUCUGUUGUUCUUUAUAUAUAGGUUUGGAAUAGUAAGCUGAUGUAGACAAACAAAGAUAAAAAUAUUGUGCAGAUGGUUCAUGUAAGGUCUGCUUCUUGCAAA
This is a messenger RNA of Phragmites australis (common reed), 918 nucleotides long. RefSeq lists its product as uncharacterized. Bases 359 to 772 code for a protein of 137 amino acids. Gene Ontology annotation, molecular function: protein binding. Lineage: Eukaryota; Viridiplantae; Streptophyta; Magnoliopsida; Poales; Poaceae. The transcript has 4 exons. The record is from RefSeq and is a predicted model, not a curated record.